Molecule: messenger RNA, 2523 nt
Organism: Oxyura jamaicensis (ruddy duck)
Lineage: Eukaryota; Metazoa; Chordata; Aves; Anseriformes; Anatidae
Gene: LSP1
Product: lymphocyte specific protein 1
Exons: 11
Coding region: 116-1195 (359 amino acids)
Biological process (GO): signal transduction
Molecular function (GO): actin binding
Source: RefSeq, a predicted model, not a curated record
GCACAGCUCACUUCUGCCCAGUGCAGGAAGAGUGAAGCGGUGGCGGCAGCACCCUCGCGCGCCGUCCCCCCAGCCCCGAGCUGUCCCCGGGGACACUGUGCAGGCUGAGAGGGAAAUGUCGGACUCAGAGGAGUGCCACCAGGGUGCAGGAGGAGAGGACCAAGUGGGAGAUGAAUCCCACCAGGAGAGCGAGAGGCUGACAGCACAGUGGAGUGUGGAAGACGAGGAGGAAGCAGCGAGAGAGCGGCGGCGGCGGGAGCGGGAGAAGCAGCUGAGGUCCCAGGCAGAGGAAGGCUUCAAUGGCACCAGCUCCUGCUCGGAGAGUGCAGGCUCAGCACAGGAAAACCACUAUGACUUUAAGCCCUCCGGGCCCUCAGAGCUGGAGGAGGACGAGGGGUUCAGCGACUGGUCCCAGAAGCUCGAGCUGCGCAAACAGAGGUCCCCACGGCAGUCAUAUGAAGAAGAGGACAGCAGUGUGAGGGAAGCAGAGGUCAAACUGGAGCAGAUCCAGCUGGACCGGGAAAGCCCGGAGGAAACCCAGGAGGAGAAUGUGGCUAUUAGGGAGGAAGAGAGGCUGUGCCAGGAGGAAGAACAUGUCCUAGAGCAGCAUGAGGAGGAGAGAGUCGAGCAGGAGGAAAAGAAGAGAAGGAGAAAUGAAGAGGAAGAAGCACCAGAAAAACGCCAGAAGGCCCCAAGCCCCACCAGCCUGGAGGAGGAAGAGCUGUGCUCUGACCACACGGCAGUGUGCUCCACCAAGAUUACAGACAGAACUGAGUCUCUGAACCGCUCGAUAAAGAAAAGUAACAGCAUCAAGAAGAGCCAGCCUCCCCUCCCUGUGUCAAAGAUCGAUGACAGGCUGGAGCAGUACACGCAAGCCAUUGAGACAUCCACAAAGGCUCCAAAGCCCGUCCGACAGCCCUCUCUCGACCUUCCCACCACCAGCAUGAUGGUGGCCAGCACAAAAAGCCUCUGGGAGACUGGAGAGGUUGCAGCUCAGUCUGCUGUGAAGACCCCGGCCUGUAAGGAUAUCGUGGCUGGGGACAUUGUGAGCAAAAGAAGCCUUUGGGAACAGAAGGGCAAUCCCAAACCUGAGACCAAUGUCAAGUCCGCUUCUUCUGGCAAGAAGUACAAAUUUGUUGCAACAGGCCAUGGCCAGUACAAGAAGGUGUUGAUAGACGAUGCCGCAGAGCAAUAGCACGCCUGGAGAACUCCUUAACCAGCUGAGCUUGGUCCUGGCUCGAUGCAAUCCUCAAUGCCACUAUUUCCUCUGCUCCACAGAAGAUAAUGAAAGGAUGUUUCUAUUCUCCUCCUGCCUGAUGUAGUCUGCCUUGGUACAGCCUGACUCUCCUACUGGGGUGUGAGCAAUGCCCUGUGCUGCCUCCGUCUGGGUGCAAGGAACGAGAUCAGCUGGCAAAACCAAUCCCUGUUUUAACCUCCUAUGUGACUCUUUGGCUUUUUUAAUUAUUACUAUUGUUAAAUCUGGCUCCCCUAUAGAUAAGGGAGGCUGUGGCUCUGCUCCCUCUUCCUCAACUGCUGGAAGAGGAGGAGCUGCUGUCCUGCCCAGCCAGCAAGGCUCCUGCUGCAUGGUGAACCACUUCUGACUCUUGGUGGCUGGGUGCUGGGAGAGAGAGGGGAGCUCACAAGAAACCCAGUGAGAACUGGUGCUUGAAAGGCUUGUGAAGGGCAAGGGCCCCAUGUCACCCCAUGGGUGAAGCUUUCCCCUGUUUACAGCACAGCCUCUGCAACAUCUGCUUUGAGGAUCUUCCAUCUGCGUAUGUCAAAUUAUAUUUGACUUAAUUUUUUUUUUUUUAGACCAUCCUUUAAUCACAGUUAAGUAGCCAUGCUGCAAUGUUCCUGUCACUUAUCCACCUCAACAGUGGCAAUAGCAGCUUUGUCUCAAAAAGCUGAGCCUUCUCUUCAUGUCUGUGCGUGUGAGGCCUCCUUGUCCAGUGAGGAAUGUUGGUUGCUGGCAUCAUCUCCUUUCUCUCGGAAAGGGAUUUGCUUGAGCCCCCAAGUUAGGGAACAAACAAUUGAAAUAUCUCUUCUGAAUGUAAAAGGUGUCGGGCACACUGGUAACUUGCAUGCUGUGCUCCUGUGAGAGGGCAGGAGACAUGGGAAAUCCCAGCUUCUCUUAUGCUGGGGGCCACCAAGGUGAAAUGGCAUCCUCACAAGUUGUUGGCAGAGGUCAGGGCUUGCUGUAGACAUUGGGAAAACAAGCCCCUGAAGUGUGGCACUCUGAUUUCCAGGCCUCAGCUCUGUAAGCCAGCUACUGAGCUCUCCCAUGUCUUCAUACUUCAUGGCGUUAGCACACCCCUGACCCCUUCUUUAAAGUCUUAUUCCUGUCCUCUUCUCACAAAGGCUCUCAAUAUAAUUUUGCAGUUUGCUUCUGUCUUCCUGGAGGAAGGGCAGCCUCUCUCUCCUCAUGCAUCAGUUUGCUUUCUGCUUAAGUUUAUGGCAUGUCCUGGAUUAUUUUUUUUUGUAAGCAUUUAAUAAAAUUUGAGGAAGAUGUUGUAACAAUGGUAA